Dromaius novaehollandiae (emu) is the source of this 2262-nucleotide messenger RNA. RefSeq names its product docking protein 1 (gene DOK1). Gene Ontology annotation, biological process: positive regulation of MAPK cascade; Ras protein signal transduction; cell surface receptor protein tyrosine kinase signaling pathway. The transcript is spliced from 5 exons. Gene Ontology annotation, cellular component: cytoplasm. The record is from RefSeq and is a predicted model, not a curated record. NCBI's taxonomy places the organism in Eukaryota, Metazoa, Chordata, Aves, Casuariiformes, Dromaiidae. Bases 67 to 1794 code for a protein of 575 amino acids.
CCCCCGCCCGGCGUUGCGGCCCCGCCCCGGCGUUGCGGCGCGGCGCGGCGGAAGCGCGCGGCCGGCAUGGACCCGCCGGCCAAGGAGGGGCUGCUCUUCGUGCAGCAGAGCCACAAGUUCGGCGCCAAGCGGUGGAAGAAGAACUGGUUCGCGCUGUACCCCGCGAGCCAGCACGGCGUCGCCCGCCUCGAGUUCUUCGAGUGCAAGGACCCGGCGGCGCCGCCCGAGCGCCUCGGCACCCGGCGGCUGGACAAGAAGAUCGUGCGCCUGGCCGACUGCCUCAGCGUGGCCCCCGCCGCCGAGAGCGGCCCCCGCGACGGCCCCGCCGCCUUCUGCCUGGAGACCAGCGCCAGGAGCUACCUCCUCGCCGCCGACAAGCAGCAGAGCGAGGAGUGGGUGGCCAAGCUCUGCGAGAUCGCCUUCCCGGGAAACGGCCCCAGCGAUGCCGGCACGGCAGCCCGGCGCGGCAGAGAGGGCGGCGGGGAGGGGCCGGCCCUGGAGAUGGCCGUGAACUCCAUCUACUACUCGCGGGAUGAAGCGAACGUCUUCUGGGUGACGGUGCAGCGGACGGAGGCUGCGGAGCGCUGCGAGCUGCGUGGCACCUACGUGCUCAAGGCUGAGCGCGACAGCCUGGUCCUCCAGGACCCGCAGACAAAGGAGACCCUCUACGUCUGGCCCUAUCGGCUGCUUCGGAGAUACGGCCGGGACAAGGUGAUGUUCUCCUUCGAGGCUGGCAGGCGCUGUGAUUCCGGCCCCGGGAACUUCACCUUUGAGACCAAGCAGGGCAACGAGAUCUUCCGCCUGGUGGAAGCCUCCAUCCGGGAGCAGAAAGCGCAGGUGGAGGAGAAUCGGCAAAGCUGUGACUCGCUGGAAUCGGACAGCCCCAGCGUGGCGCUGAUCCGCCAGGCCCUGGCCGACUCCCUGAGCCUCGAGCUGCCCGCGGAGGGCGACAGCACCGCGGUGCCCAAAGCGGGGCUGCCGCCCAGGCCCGGCGCUGCGGCCGAGGAGAGAGAUGCCGCGGCUCUGCUGAAGACCCGGACUCUGCCGGAGCCCCCCGUGCCGCAGGCCAAGCCCGUGGUCCCGAGCACGCCCCCGCGCUCCCCUCUGCCCAAAGUGCCCCGAGCUGCGCUGCCGGCGGAGGACCCCUCCAGCGUGUACUCGGAGCCUCUGGACUCGGUGAAGGGCCUCCGGUCCUGGCCGGACCCGCUCUACUCGGACCCCGUAGACAGCAGGCCCGGGGGCAAGGCCAAGGUGCCCGGCGGAGCCCUGGAAGAGACAAAGCUCCGGGUGCCGGUGCCGCUGUACACGUACGAGCAGGUCCGGGCUGACGGGGGGAGCCAGGCGCUGGCGCAGAGGGAGCCCAUCUACGACGAGCCCGAAGGCCGUGCCCCCCGCUCCCUGCCCCCCUCCGCUUCCAUCUACGAUGAAGCACGGCCCACGGACGAGGCCUGGCGCACCCAGGGCCACGACGGCAAGGGCGGCUACGAGUAUCCCUACAACCCCAGCACGGACGACUACUCGGUACCUGCCUUCAAGAGCAAGGGCCCCAAGCCGGUGCCUGCCCCCAAGCCCCAGGCAGCGCUUAUCCUUAAAGCCGCCGAGAGAAGCGUGGACCCCGGCAGGCGACGGGGGAGCCCCGCGCCAGAGAAGACGGUCGUCAAACCCAGCCUUAACAGCAGCAACAACAACAACGUGGAGGUGCUGUACAGCCAGGUGGUGAAGGGGCCGAAGGAGGAGCAGUCUGUGGAUGAGAACAGCUUGUCACCUGUCUACGAGGACCUAGGGGAGAUAUAAGGCGCUGCUGCUCCGCCUGCCAGGGAAGCGCUGCGGGGCCCCGACCGGCUGAGGAGCAGCCUGGGCUGCUCUCCAUCCUCCACGGCUGCUGCGGGUGGGUUGGGCGUGGGGACCGUCCUGGGUGAGACGGUGCCCCUCCGGCUUACCAGCACCGCGGGCCCUUGGCACAGCUGAGAGCAGGAGAGCUGUGACUGACGCGGGUGCCAGGGCGCUUCCCUGGCUCUGGAGCCGGCUCCGUGGCCAGCUCCUGACCCAGCGGGAGGAGAGCUGCGUCUUUCCGUGCCCGCUGCUGCGGAUCCACGGCCUGUGGCUCUGCUCUGGCUCCCUGUGCUGCCAGGCCGCCAGACCGGGGUGCCUGCCGCAGCGCGUGGCCUGCUCUUUGUGGAGGACUGCUCGCCGUCACCAUCUCCAAAAAUAUUUUUAUAUAAAGUUAUUUUGAUAUUAAAAUCUGUGCGUCUUGGAAUGAGA